CUUUCCUCUCGCCCAAGCUCUCAGAAGCUCAGUGCUAUGGAUGAAUACCAGCAGACCGAUCUGCGGGUCACGGAUCUCCCAAUUCGUCUGCAAAACCUGUCGAAAUAAAUUUUCCACAGCGUCCAUCUUGCGCCAAGUCGCAGAGGCUGGAUCGAAAGAAAAGGGUUACCCUGCUCGACUAUGUAUAUACAAAGCAGGAGAUACGCGAACCUCGUGGCUUGCGUUUUGGAAAGGCACGGCGAUAUUCCAGUUCGGUGCUACAUAUAUUUUCAUCGCGCCUUUUUUGUAUAAAAAUGAGGAGUGGGAGCCUAGAGAGGGGGUGAGGAUUAUGUGGGCUGUGGGAGCAAUCGUCCUCUCCGCCCUGCCCAUAGCCACCCUCUCCUACCUGACCGCCCCUUUCGUAAAAUCCAUCUAUAUUUCCCUCCCUCCCUGGACCCGCACCUCUCUCCCCACCCUCCGCAAAUUCUCCGCUGCCCUCCCACCCAGCACCCGUCUCGAAUUCACCACCCUGCGUACCUGGCCCUCCGAACGCACCACCACGGCAUUUCUAGACGAACUCCGCCCCUUGUCGCCGCAUCGGUUAAGGUUUGCCAAUAUUGAGUUGGUUAGAGGGGAGAAGUGGAGGAAGGCACAGAGGGAGCGGAGUUGGUGGAGAAAAGUGGCGGAGGUGUUGGCGGAGCCGAGGAGUAAGUUUUAUGUUAAGGAGGGGAGGAGCUAUACGGUCAGUACUGGGGUGCCGGGGGUGUGGGAGAAUGUGGCGUUGGCGAUUCGGCGGCAGGGUCUGAAGGAGGGGGGAAAGGGGGUUAAGGGUAUGAGCAGUGGGGUGAAACCAAUGGCAAAGUCGGCAGAUGGUAUGAGAAUAGAGGCGAGUAAGAAAAUUAAGAGACAGACUACGAGGCCUAUU
Molecule: messenger RNA, 904 nt
Organism: Lindgomyces ingoldianus
Lineage: Eukaryota; Fungi; Ascomycota; Dothideomycetes; Pleosporales; Lindgomycetaceae
Exons: 3
Source: RefSeq, a predicted model, not a curated record